Periophthalmus magnuspinnatus is the source of this 1017-nucleotide messenger RNA. RefSeq names its product histidine-rich glycoprotein-like. The transcript is spliced from 2 exons. The record is from RefSeq and is a predicted model, not a curated record. Lineage: Eukaryota; Metazoa; Chordata; Actinopteri; Gobiiformes; Gobiidae. Bases 1 to 1017 code for a protein of 338 amino acids.
AUGGAUCUUGGCGUGUGGCAGGGGGAAAAUUACAAAGAGACGGUGGAGACGGUGGAGGAGGUGGAGGAGGUGGAGGAGGUGGAGGAGGUGGACACGUACCAGGAACACGGCUAUGAACACGGCUAUGAACACGGCUAUGAACACGGCUAUGAACACGGCUAUGAACACGACUACGAACACGACUAUGAACACGGCUAUGAACACGGCUACGAACACGGCUAUGAACACGGCUAUGAACACGGCUACGAACACGACUACGAACACGACUAUGAACACGGCUAUGAACACGGCUACGAACACAACUAUGAACACAACUAUGAACACGGCUAUGAACACGGCUAUGAACACGGCUACGAACACGACUAUGAACACGGCUAUGAACACGACUAUGAACACGGCUAUGAACAGAACUAUGAACACGGCUAUGAACAGAACUACGAACACGGCUAUGAACAGAACUAUGAACACGGCUACGAACACGACUACGAACACGGCUACGAACACGACUAUGAACACGGCUACGAACACGGCUAUGAACACGACUAUGAACACGGCUAUGAACACGGCUAUGAACACGGCUAUGAACACGGCUAUGAACACGACUACGAACACGACUAUGAACACGGCUAUGAACACGGCUACGAACACAACUAUGAACACAACUAUGAACACGGCUAUGAACACGGCUAUGAACACGGCUACGAACACGACUAUGAACACGGCUAUGAACACGACUAUGAACACGGCUAUGAACAGAACUAUGAACACGGCUAUGAACAGAACUACGAACACGGCUAUGAACAGAACUAUGAACACGGCUACGAACACGACUACGAACACGGCUACGAACACGACUAUGAACACGGCUACGAACACGGCUAUGAACACGACUAUGAACACGGCUAUGAACACGGCUAUGAACACGGCUAUGAACACGGCUAUGAACAGAACUACGAACACGGCUAUGAACAGAACUAUGAACACGACUAUGAACACGUUUCGUUUGUGCUGCUCUGA